UGUGGUUGCCCGCAGGCAGCCAGCAGCAGCUCGGCGGACACAGAUCGCAGCAGCUCCUUGCUGGAUGCGCGCUGUGAUAGUCUGGUGGUUAAAUAUGGAAUAUUUACAUGGCGCGAGCAGCAAGAACACCGUGCGCACCCGUGAGAAAAAAACAAGGCUGUAGCCGCGCAAAUUACAAAAACAUAUAACCCCGCGGUUAUUUAUGGCUUCUGGCUCGGAGGAUGAUGAAGGGAACACGACGGGCGCUUCAUGGAGACUUAUAGGCCCAGCCUCGGAGCUUUCCAAGAAGCCCUGCCGUCUAAUGUACUCCCCUUUCGGCCGCGACGGUGAUGUCUGCCUCUUUUAUGUCAGGGGACAGUUUUUUGCCAUGGACGCCCGCUGUGCUCACUCCGGGGGUCCUCUGUGUGAGGGGGACAUUGAGGAGGCGGAUGGAGUCCUGCAGGUCUUCUGCCCCUGGCAUGACUACGGCUAUGAUCUCAGAACUGGGAAGUCUGGGACAUUAUUAGAGCAACAAGUUUAUGAAGUAAAGCUGGUGGACGGCGACGUGUACGUGAAGCACGCAAGUCAUCUCUCCCUCAGGCCUUUUCCAGCAAAUCAGAAAAACUGAGUUAUCUCAGCGCAGCUGGUUCAUCCUAUUUUUAAGACUUUUUCCAUAAGCACAAGUCAUCCGAAAACAUUCCAGAGCCUUAUCUCUGUUGUUCUAAGAGUUGUUUUUACUUUGCUGAGAGCUCAGGACUAAGGAGACCGUCUGAGGAGGACAUGACAUCAUGAAGUGGUUUUUCUUGUUGGUAUACCAGGCAAAGUUCAGAGUUCAACACAAACUGUUAAGAUGAAGAGUUGUGAACUUUAUGUUUUCCUCAAUGGAGAAAAUACAACAAAUACAUUUAUUUGCAAAAGUAUUCAUAUCCUGUUUGUCUAGCCCCACAAACGUCAUUUAUUUAAUUAAGACUUUAUCUGACAGAACAAAUUGUGAGGUGUAAGUAAAAAAGAGGAUUUGUUUUCAAUAUUAGUUUAUGUAAAUAAAACUCUGAAACGUCUCCCGUGUGUUUGCAUUGGUGACCCUGAAGUGUGGUAAAAUAGUGCCACCAACUGAACACUACACUGCACAAGACUUUGAACACACCGUUCACCUUCGCAAUGUGAAAAUAGCGGUGGAAGCGUCAUGAUGUGGGGGAUACUUUAUACUUUUCAAAUUCAAAGUGAGAAUCUGUGGCAAGAUUGGACAAAAUGCUGCUCACCGUCACUGCAUUCAAUCUGAGUAAGGCUCAAACUGUUUUGCAAAGAGUGCAAAAUGUUUGUAGAUGUGUAAACCUGUUAGAGACACAUAGAAAAAGACUUGUAGAUGUGAUUUCAUGAAAGGUGGUUCGACUGAGUAUAUUGACCAAGAUGUACUUAGUGCAAACGCUUUUCGUACUGCUCAGAUUUUUUUUUUAAUAAAUUAAAAUCUAUUUCCCUCUUCUUUCAA
Poecilia reticulata (guppy) is the source of this 1465-nucleotide messenger RNA. RefSeq names its product Rieske domain-containing protein. Gene Ontology annotation, molecular function: 2 iron, 2 sulfur cluster binding. The record is from RefSeq and is a predicted model, not a curated record. Lineage: Eukaryota; Metazoa; Chordata; Actinopteri; Cyprinodontiformes; Poeciliidae.